AUGAGCCAAACUGAACAGUUGUCAUUGCUUGUACGAUUUGUUUGGAAUGACGAAGUUGAGGAACGUUUGCUUGCGAUGAUGCCGAUGAAUGAAACAACAGCAGAAGCUCUUUUUGAGGCUGUCACCCAAAAGCUACAGCAACAUGGAAUAGAUGUUGCUCACUUGCGUGGACAGUGUUACGACGGUGCAAACAAUGUAGCAGGAGUGCACACUGGCCUGCAAGCACGAAUCAAAGAGGUUUCACCUUCUGCUCUCUAUACUCAUUGCUAUGCACAUAUUCUCAACCUUGUCAUUGUGGACACUAUGAGCAAAAACAAGAUUGCCUGAGAUUUCUUUGGAACGUUACACAACUUGUAUGUCUUUAUCCAGUCUUGCCCAAAGCGACAUAGUGUUUAUGUGAAGAAUCAGAGGGAAAUUAAUGCCCAUGCCGGAGGAGAGAAAAGGGAGUAUACCCUUAAGAAGCUAUCUGAUACCAGAUGGGCUUGUCGUGCAGACAGUAUAGUAGGAAUACACCGUACUUUAGAUGCUGUAAUUGCAACGCUGAAGGAGGUUAGGGAAAAUGAAACAAAGGCCGACAUUGCAGCUGAGGCAAAGGGACUGCUGCAAAAUGUUCAAGACUUCGAAUUCAUUGUUGCUCUAGAGGUAAUUUAAAUAAUUGAACUGUUAUUUUUUUUAAAAAAUAUGCGCAUAAUGAAAACUGUUCUUUUUAAUUUGUUCUAUUUUAUCGCAAGGUGCUAAAAAAGGUGCUGCAUCUUAGUAAAGGGGUUUCAGACAAGCUUCAGUCCGAAGGCCUCGACGUUGUUUCAGGAUGUGAUAGAGUAGCUGAUCUUCUUACUGCAAUUAAGGCUCUUCGAUGCGAUGUGAAGUUUGAAGAUUUCUGGCUUGCAACCCUAGAGAGAUGCGCAAAAUUGGGAAUCGAGGAGCCAAAAGAAAAGCGUCCUCGCAAGGUUCCUCGGAGACUGGAUGAGAACCCAGAUACAGCCGCUCAGGUUUCAGUCAAAGACAAGUUUAAAAUUUUCUUUUUCUACAAUGUGAGUUUUUAACACGAUUCAUAAUGUGACCAAUGUCUUAGAGGUGGUAAAUUUCACAAUCUUUAUUUAAUUAGGUACUGGACCUGGUGAGCAACUCGAUUAAAACUCGUUUUAACAUGGAAAGUACAGCUGUCCUCAAAGGCCUCGGAUACCUACAUCCUGCUCGAAUAUCGCAUUCACAAGCAUGGGAAAGCAUUUCUGUAGCGGCAAAAUGGUUCCAGAAUGAUAUUGAUUUGGAGGCUUUGGAGAGUGAAAUAUUUUCGUUACAGCUAUCAUCAUUGGUAACAGAUGUCAUUGAAAAGGUCGUAUCUGAGAAACGGAAUCCCAAUUUUCUUGAUUUGUUCAAGGCUUUACAGGCUGAACCCCAGUGUUAUGCUUGUGUUAGCAUAUUGAUGAAAAUUGCUUUAACACUUCCAAUCGCUUCAUGUAGUGCCGAAAGAGUGUUUUCGAAGUUGAAGAUAGUCAAAUCGCGACUGAGAUCUACUAUGAAUCAAAACAGGCUUGAAAACCUUAUUCACAUGUAG
This is a messenger RNA of Paramuricea clavata, 1555 nucleotides long. The record is from the annotation of a GenBank genome assembly. Lineage: Eukaryota; Metazoa; Cnidaria; Anthozoa; Malacalcyonacea; Plexauridae.